Messenger RNA from Ixodes scapularis (black-legged tick), 1170 nucleotides. RefSeq lists its product as uncharacterized. Bases 1 to 1170 code for a protein of 389 amino acids. Gene Ontology annotation, molecular function: zinc ion binding; nucleic acid binding. NCBI's taxonomy places the organism in Eukaryota, Metazoa, Arthropoda, Arachnida, Ixodida, Ixodidae. The transcript has 3 exons. The record is from RefSeq and is a predicted model, not a curated record.
AUGCAAAACCUUGACGCGAAGAGUGUCGCAGGCUCUCAGCUCUUGAAUGUAAUUAUCAAGGCUGCCGGAGUGCAUGUCACGACGGCGCACCUCGAAGAUAGCUUCCGGAUCAAUAGCAGAAGCAACACGGUAUCCAUACUUACAGACAACUUAGAAGGAGCACGCAAGUAUGCAGAAAUUAAAGACUUUACCCUCCACGGCAAGAAAGUCGAGGUGUACGGGCACGGAACUACCCCCGGCAGAUUUCGCCGUAUCGUCGUUCCGAGAUUGCUUGACCCUUCAGAGGACGUUAACGAAGCCGAAAUUCUGGAGCACCUCAUCAGGUGUAACCCACAUACGGCCAUCAUAGAUGCCAAACGUUGUGGUCGGUCUCCCUCCAUCUUGAUCACGCUAGGAACACAAAAGUCUCCUGGCUGCAUCAAGUUUCUCUGUGGGCUCUUCCCUUUCCACGAUUAUCUGGAAACCAAACAAGCAUGCACAAGCUGCUGGGAACUAGGGCAUAAAGCGGAAGCCUGCCCGACCCCCAAUACUGGUAGGUGCCCGAACUGCGGCGAGAUUCACAGCCACCCCGCCAGGGUCGAAGCGGUACGUACGGAAUACGACUGCACCCCGCGGUGCCUCAUCUGUAAUGAACAACAUUACACGGGGAGCAGAGUCUGCAAGCAAAAGUAUAAAGCUAUUCAUGAACCUAAGACCCCUCUGAAAAAGCCAACCGCCAAGGAAGAAGAUUUUGUGGCACUAACCCCGCGAGCAGACAAAACGACCACCGACCAAACCAAGAACUACUCGCAAGCUCUCCGCAACGAGACCUCAAUGGCCGCACCCCCGACGCCCCAGGUAGAACAGGAAAGCAUGCAGGUGGAAGAACGCACCACGAGGAAGAGAGGGCAACGCACAGAAUUUGAAUGCAUUGACGCCUCCGCGGUCACGAACAGCGAGGGGCCCAAGGCACGUCGGGUGGAGUCCAGCCCGGCCUCCGACGCCCUUCUAGAGAGCUUGGCCAAGGCAGUCCACGACAUGCAGGAAAGCACAACCAAGAGCAUUACAGCUUUUGGGAGCACACUCACAGCAUUCGACGAGCGACUCCACAAAAUUGAAUACAUUGGCCUAUUACAGCAGUCAGUCAAGAACCAAAUGAACCCCAAGCCCGCCACCCAGAAUGGAAAGUAA